UGCUCUCCCCCUCCCAGCCUCAGACAUGUGUGAGCAGGCAGCCCGGUACUGCAGGACCAGCGUCCACAAGCUCCUGCAGCAGCAGCAGCAGCCUCAGAUCCGGUGGCUGGACGGUGUGCUCCGCUGGAUCGUCACCAAGAUGAGCGACAAGAGUGAGAGAGAGCUGCGGGGGGACGAGGCAGUCACACUGGUGCAGGGCAUGCCUGAGCCGGGCACCAGGAGGGGCAUCUCUGUCAUUCUCGAUAUCUUCCGUAGAGCUGAUAAGAAUGAUGAUGGAAAGUUGUCUCUGGAGGAGUUCCAGGCUUUUUUCUCAGAUGGGACCCUCAACGAGGAGGAACUUGAAAAGCUGUUUCACACCAUCGACUCUGACAACACCAAUAAUGUGGAUACUAGAGAGCUUUGUGAUUAUUUUGCGGAUCAUAUGGGAGAUUAUGAAGAUGUCCUCUCUUCAUUGGAAACACUCAAUUUGUCUAUCUUGAAGGCCAUGGAUUACACCAAGAAGGUGUAUGAGAAGGGCACCAACGUUGACCAGUUUGUGACCCGUUUUCUUCUGAAGGAGACGGCCAAUCAGAUCCAGUCUCUUUUCAGCUCGGUGGAGAGUGCUAUAGAUGCCAUAGAUGAGCAAACUAACCCAGUCAGACAUUGCUAUAAGGGACCAGGAAUGGGCGAUGGGUGGCAUGAAGAUCCUGUACCAACUUAUCCUACAUCUCGGAGUUCCACAAAGGAACUGAGGAAGAGCAUAAAGAGCAGCUGCUCUGAUGUGAAAGAAGAAGGUCUAGAGGCUCAGAUUAACCGACUGGCCGAGCUGAUCGGGAGACUGGAAAAUAAGACGCUCUCCUUUGAUUUGCACCAGAGACUCUCUGACAAUGAGAAUACAUCUUCAGCGUACCUUUACUUGGUGCGACAAGAAAUGCACGUUUCCCAAAAAUCUGUGGGUGACUUUUGUAGUUCUCUGAAACAAUAUCUAAAGAACGUGUCGGGACAAGGAGAAUGCUUCCAUGUAACUGCUGUGCGGCUACCGGAUACCAAUACUUUUAUUGUCUAUGAAUUUUGGGAGGCAGAGGAGGAAUGGAAGAGGCAUCUUCAGAGCGGACCCUGUAAAAAGUUUCAGCAUGUAAAGGUGGAUACGUUGACCCAGCCAGAAUCCAUCUCCACAAUGUUUGUACCAGCUGCUUGGUGCACCCUUGGUCGAGAUUGACUGUACCACUCGUGAAGUUGACCAGAGUCCAGGCUGUGGCAUCAUUGGCUCUCUGACCAUUGUGUCUCUGUCUCACCAGGAGCCUUGUAGUCGAGAUGCGUCUCCUUCUGAUGACUUUGUUCCAAGUGCUGUCUGUUAAAUCCACAUAGUGGGGAAUGUAUUUGCUUGUGAAAAAGGGAAACCCUCCUAGAACCGAUAUCCUACUUCUGAAAUGCCUCUAAACAUGUAUUUAACAUAAGUAUAGGACCUUUAAGAAACAAGAGAACCUAGGGAAUAUCUGGUGGCUGAUAAACUAGGUCCAUAGCCCUGAUAUCCUCUCUUGUGCGUGCAUGAUCAAACCUCUUGCAUUUGUACAUUACCUGUCUUGUAGAUAGUAUUGCCUUCCAGCGGAAAUCAUAGCGUAGAAAAUAACAGAAAUACAAGCGAGCCAGCUGAAAAUAUUAAUUCUGUACAAUGCUGGUCUCUAUUAUUGGAAGGUAUACACUGUUUUGGUAGAUUUAUUGGUGUUUUUACUUCAGGAUGUACCAUUUGUGGGGGCCGUGUUCUUCUCUCUGGUUCCGUUGGAGUCAUCCAGUGAUGUAUGGCUAGACUUCGAGAGCUAACCUAGCAGCUUGUGCUUAAUAAUAAAGUUCUAUUUUUCCCAGAAUGAUAAAUAUGCAGGAAUGUGGAUUGUUUUUUCCUCCCCCAAUGUUAUGUUAGAUAUUCUAUAAUGCUGUAAACUGAUCUCUAUUCGUAUGGGUUUUAAUAGUCAAAUGCAACUUGUUAGAAAAUGUCAUUCCAAAGGAAUUCUUUGACAGGAUGUGUACAGCCAAGAUCAUACCCAAUAAAAGUAUUGACACUA
Molecule: messenger RNA, 2039 nt
Organism: Hyla sarda
Lineage: Eukaryota; Metazoa; Chordata; Amphibia; Anura; Hylidae
Gene: NECAB2
Product: N-terminal EF-hand calcium binding protein 2
Exons: 13
Coding region: 26-1198 (390 amino acids)
Biological process (GO): regulation of amyloid precursor protein biosynthetic process
Cellular component (GO): cytoplasm
Molecular function (GO): calcium ion binding
Source: RefSeq, a predicted model, not a curated record